Molecule: messenger RNA, 402 nt
Organism: Capronia coronata CBS 617.96
Lineage: Eukaryota; Fungi; Ascomycota; Eurotiomycetes; Chaetothyriales; Herpotrichiellaceae
Exons: 1
Coding region: 1-402 (133 amino acids)
Source: RefSeq, a predicted model, not a curated record
AUGUGGGCGUUAUUCACCGCGGCCCUCACUCGAGCGGACAGCACGACGCGCGUGAGCAUCGUCAACGUCAGCGCGAAUUUCAUGGUCACGGCAAUCCUAGGCUGGAUGAUCUUCAAUGAGAAAUUGAAUGGCACGUGGUGGGGCGGCGCGAGUCUUUUGGCCGCAGGCAAUGUGUUUAUUGGGAUGAGAGAGGAAGGCCAGAAACCUGGUGGUACCAUCGGGCUGGACGAGUCGGCCAGAGAGGCUGAGGAGGCUGAAGGUCUACUUGGGGUCAGUGGCCCUGAAAGAGGGAGAGACAUUGAAUUGGAUGAUGAGGCCGCCGCGGAUACACAUCUUCGGGCGAGGUCGAGUGAAGACCAUCGCAGAUUGAGGAAGGGGGAAGAUGCGGAUGAUCCGAUAUGA